AGGAAGACUUCAAGAAGGAGGUGGCAUUUCAACAGAGCAGUAACAUCUUAAAAGAGGAGACAGGCAGGAGGGGAUGUUGCCAAAGCAGGUGUAAUGCUGGACCCGCUGCCUCUCAGACACAGUCCGUCCACCCAGUCUCCCCAAGCCUGGCAAUGCUUUGGGCACUUGUUAGGUCUGGCUGGAUUGUGGAGAGGCCAGGAGUGGCACCACCUCUGUAAGAGUAGUUGUGAGAGCUUGGGCAAGAUGGGUAUUGGUUUCCUGGUCGAUUUUUAACCCCUAAAGAUCAGAUCAGUGUCUUGAAAAUUGCGUGCAUGCUCUGUCACUGAGCAUCAGAUGGAUUGGAGAACAUACAUUAUGCCAGGGGUACCUAGGUCUGUGGCCACGCUAGUCCCUCUCUUUGUGGAGCUUACAGCCUUACAGGGGACAGACACUAUUCAGAUUAGGCCCUGCACAGUGCUGUGAAGAAGUAGAGGAGCUUUGAGAGGCACCUGUGUCUCAGGGGAACUGAUCAAGGGAGCGUGGGGAGCCAGAGCGGGGGACUGAGGAGCUGACAGUGGGUAAGAUCAACGAGCAAGGACUGAAGGGUGGGCUUAGCAUCCUUUCCAUUCCUUCAGGCGGCAGGAAGCCGUCUGGUGUGUUUGGGGAACUGAGAGGUGGGGCCAGUGCCCGGACAGCCUUAAGCUGAGGCCAAAGAGACUGGUGGGACCUGGUCAGGGGCUCAGGGGCCCCAGGAAGGGUUUGGGCCUUAUCGGAAGAGUAUUGGAAGCUGCUGACAAAGGAUUUUAAGCAGUGGUCUGAUAAUGAUCAGAUUCACGUUUUUUAAAGGUCGCUUUAGUGGUAAUUCGUGGAGAACAGCUUAAGGCAUCAAGAAUAGAGGUGACGUGGGAAUAUGUGAGCAGCUGGGCCAGGUGUGGGCUCUUUGCUGCCCAGUCUGCUUAGAUCUGCCCCCUGUGGGUGGGGACAGCCAGAGGCAGGUCCUCAGGAGCUAGAGUCACAGAGCUUUCACUGGAGCCUGUGUCUGUACGUUAGCCCCAGAGCUGCCUUUUCUUUUUUCUAGCAGCAGACCUGGAGGCCUGUGAGCCCUGUAUCCCAUUAACCAUGGAAAGGGUCAGCUCAGGCCACCAGCCCCUUAGGUGAAGACUCCACCUAAGGACUCCACCUGGGCCUCUAUUGACCAUCUGGAAUCAUGGAGGCAAGAGAACUCCUCUAGCUGGGAGACGGUCUUGUUGAAAGUCGUGGUUCAGCUCAGCUGGCUCUUCCUGCGAUCUGUCUUCAAGAGAGGUGCCUGCCCCGCUGACCUAGGAGCAGCUUCUACGGAUGGGGAGGUGGGCCCUGGACGUGGCCUUUGUGUGGAAGGCAGUAUUGACUCUGGGGCUGGUCCUUCUGUACUACUGCUUCUCCAUCGGCAUCACCUUCUACAACAAAUGGCUGACGAAGAGCUUCCAUUUCCCUCUCUUCAUGACGAUGCUGCACCUGGCCGUGAUCUUCCUCUUCUCUGCCCUGUCCAGGGCGCUGGUUCAGUGCUCCAGCCACAGGGCCCGCGUGGUGCUGAGCUGGACCGACUACCUCAGAAGGGUGGCUCCCACAGCACUGGCAACAGCACUUGACGUGGGCUUGUCCAACUGGAGCUUCCUCUACAUCACCGUCUCUCUGUACACAAUGACCAAAUCCUCAGCCGUCCUCUUCAUCUUGAUCUUCUCUCUGAUCUUCAAGCUGGAGGAGCUGCGCGCAGCACUGGUCCUGGUGGUCCUCCUCAUCGCCGGGGGUCUCUUCAUGUUCACCUACAAGUCCACACAGUUCAAUAUAGAGGGCUUCGCCUUGGUGUUGGCAGCUUCAUUCAUUGGUGGCAUUCGCUGGACCCUUACCCAGAUGCUUCUGCAAAAGUCUGAACUUGGCCUCCAGAACCCCAUUGACACCAUGUUCCACCUGCAGCCACUCAUGUUCCUGGGGCUCUUCCCUCUCUUUGCUGUCUUUGAAGGUCUCCAUUUGUCCACAUCUGAGAAAAUCUUCCGUUUCCAGGACACAGGGGUGCUCCUGUGGGUUCUUGGAAGUCUCUUCCUUGGCGGGAUUCUCGCCUUUGGAUUGGGCUUCUCUGAAUUCCUCCUGGUCUCCAGAACUUCCAGCCUCACUCUCUCCAUUGCUGGUAUUUUUAAGGAAGUCUGCACUUUGCUGUUGGCAGCUCAUCUUCUGGGUGAUCAGAUCAGCCUCCUGAACUGGCUGGGCUUUGCCCUUUGCCUCUCUGGAAUAUCCCUGCAUGUUGCCCUCAAAGCCCUCCACUCCAGAGGUGAUGGUGGCCCUAAGCCCCUGAAGGGGGUGGGGUCCAACCCCGACCUGGAGCUGCUGCUCCGGAGCAGCCAGCAGGAGGAAGAUGAAAAUGAGGAUUACUUUAUGGCCCAAGGGCAGCAGUGAGCAGCCAGGAGGAGCAGCUCGGAGUGACCCCUCCCCAUACCAUCCUGUUACCAAUACUUACCAGUGGCUCAAGGCCCAGGUGGCUCUUGAUAGCAGUUGGGGACAUUGGCCACAGAGUCACCCAGGUUUGACCAUGUGGUAGGACUAGGUCAGAGGCUGUGGCUCCUCCUUGCCCUUUAGAGCUUGACCAGUUGGGUGGUGAGCACUAGGCCAGCCUGGGACCUGGCUGGAGCUAGGCCGGAGCUAUGCAGGAAUCCCCACAGGAGAAGGGAGUGGCUGGUUCUCAGCUGUUUGACAGGCUCUGACAGCUAGACUAGUUGCAGGGGCAUAGUGACCUUCCAAGGGUUGGGUUUGGACUGCAGAGCAGCUGGGAAGGGGACCUAGAAAGGUCAGGGCCUUAUUACCUAUGGGUGGCUUUUCUCAGAGAGCUGAUUUAUUUAUAGUUUUGAAAUAAAUGCUUCAUGGUUCACUGGC
This is a messenger RNA of Otolemur garnettii (small-eared galago), 2883 nucleotides long. It is a transcript of the gene SLC35H1, whose product is annotated as solute carrier family 35 member C2. Gene Ontology annotation, cellular component: Golgi apparatus; endoplasmic reticulum-Golgi intermediate compartment; cis-Golgi network. The coding region runs from base 1318 to 2409 and encodes 363 amino acids. Gene Ontology annotation, molecular function: antiporter activity. The transcript has 9 exons. Gene Ontology annotation, biological process: UDP-glucose transmembrane transport. The record is from RefSeq and is a predicted model, not a curated record. NCBI's taxonomy places the organism in Eukaryota, Metazoa, Chordata, Mammalia, Primates, Galagidae.